Molecule: messenger RNA, 4805 nt
Organism: Oxyura jamaicensis (ruddy duck)
Lineage: Eukaryota; Metazoa; Chordata; Aves; Anseriformes; Anatidae
Gene: EPS8L2
Product: EPS8 like 2
Exons: 21
Coding region: 300-2510 (736 amino acids)
Biological process (GO): regulation of Rho protein signal transduction; positive regulation of ruffle assembly; Rho protein signal transduction
Cellular component (GO): plasma membrane; ruffle membrane; vesicle
Molecular function (GO): actin binding
Source: RefSeq, a predicted model, not a curated record
AGACAACUGGGGCGAGUGGCACGGGGACGAAAGGGCAGAGCGAAGCCGGAGGCAGCGGGACCCCCGGGCUGGGGCACUGGGUGGGCUCUGCCUUGCUCUCCCCUCCAUCCUCUCGGCCGGGGCACUCGGCUCGCCGGCAGAGCACGUCGCAGGGAAGCACAGGGAGCUGGGCUGCCGGAGAAUGGCAGCAGGAUUUCACUAGGAGAGCACAACUAAGUGGGACAGGACGUACAGGAGCCAAGGAGACUGCAGGAGACACCAGAGGCUUCUCGGCACCGCUGCCUGUCCUGUGAAGCAACAUGAGUCUCAAGGGAUCCCUCAGCAGCAACCCUGGCUCAGCAAAUGGCAGCAUGGGCAGAGCGGAUGGAGCCUCCAAGCUGAGUGCAAAGGACCUGUAUGAACAAAGGAAAAAAUACUCCAACUCCAAUAUCAUUAUGCAUGAGACUUCACAGUACCACGUACAGCACUUGGCCACCUUCAUCAUGGACAAGAGCGAGUCCAUCGUGACAGUGGACGAUGCCAUCCGAAAACUCAUAUUGCUCAACUCCAAAGAGAAGAUCUGGACGCAGGAGAUGCUGCUGCAAGUGAACGACAAGUCCAUCCGCCUGCUCGACUGCGAGUCGCAGGAGGAGCUGGAGGACUUCCCACUGCCGACAGUCCAGCACUGCCAGACGGUUCUGAAUCAGAUGCGCUAUUCCUCCAUCCUCCUCCUGGUGUGCCAGGAUUCGGAGCAGCACAAACCUGACAUCCACUUCUUCAACUGCGACGAGGUGGAGGCGGAGAUGGUCCAUGAGGACAUAGAAAGCGCCCUGGCAGACCACAAGCAUGGGAAGAAAGUACGACCACAGACGCUCAAAGCAAACCAAGAAAAGAUCAAGCAGAGACAGUCUAUCCUCCCACCGCCACAAGGGCCGGCUCCCAUCCCGAUCCAGCACGACAUGCGAGGGCCAGCGAUGAACAGGAACCGGGUGGCACCCCCUUCCCAGUAUGAACCAGACUAUGAACGACGAGGCUCUGCCCCCCAGGACCAUGAAGAGUCCCGAAUCAUCUUAGCACAGAAGAUUGAAAAAGAAACGCAAAUCCUGAACUGCACUCUGGAUGAUAUCGAAGUGUUUGUCGCCAGGCUUCAGAAGGCUGCAGAGGCAUUCAAACAGCUCAAUCAGAGGAAGAAAGGGAAGAAGAACAAGAAGAAAGGGCCAGCAGAGGGCAUGCUGACUCUUCGAGCAAGACCCCCGAAUGAGGCUGAGUUCAUCGACUGCUUCCAGAAAACCAAACUGGCUUUUAACCUCUUGGCCAAACUGAGAAAGCACAUCCAGAACCCAAGCGCUUCAGAGUUGGUGCAUUUCCUGUUUGGGCCACUGGAACUGAUCGUCAAUAGCUGUGCUGGCCCUGAGCUUGCCAGGUCUGUCGUCAGCCCGCUUCUGUCUAAAGAUGCCACAGAUUUCCUCAGAGGACAUCUGACACCAAAAGAGAUAAGCCUCUGGGACUCACUGGGAGAGACAUGGACUAGAUCCAGAGCUGAAUGGCCCCGAGAAGCAAACAUUCCCACCUACAUCCCCAAAUUCCGCAACGGCUGGGAACCACCCAUAGAAAUCUUCCGUGGUGCUCCCUGGGAAAUAGACAUCGGACACUUGCAAGAAGAGCUAUCAUCAGCCAAUGGAUAUCCUUACCGCAACUCCUCGCUCAAACGCGGCCAGACGGCUGAUCAGACACAAGCUGUGGAUGCCUUUAAGCAGAACGUAACUCAGCAUGUAAACAGGAAUUUUGAGGCACAGGGAAUGGCCCUGCCGAAGAGAUAUGCCAAAAUCCGCUACGAUUUCACUGCGCGAAAUGCCAAUGAACUCUCAGUGCUUAAGGAUGAAGUCCUGGAGGUGUUGGAAGAAAAUAAGCAGUGGUGGAAGUUGCUCAACCGGAGUGGGCAGGCUGGUUACGUCCCUUAUAACAUCCUGGAUGAGGUGAAACUGGAAGAGCUCGAACAGGCUAACCAGAGGUACAAAGGAGACCUGAGCCCCAGAGGCUAUGGACCAUCCAGCCCAACUCACAAGCUACCGGCCAGCUAUGCUGGGGAUAAAUGGGGAAGUGAAAUGUUAUCACGCCACUCUCCCCAGGACGCCAAAGAACAACUUCUGCAUCAAAUGGACGAAGUGAAUGAUGAAUUGCUAAAGAAGAUUACAAACAGUAAAAUUCAGCCUCCCCACAGGAAUUUCAAAGUGGAAAAGCCCCAGGAAGUUUUUGUGCCCCUCACCUUCGAAUCUAGUGCUGAAGAAGUCAAAGCUUGGCUGGAGGCAAAGUCAUUCAGCAAAGGGACAGUGGAACACCUUGGCAUCCUUACUGGAGCUCAGCUGUUCUCCCUGAACAGAGAGGAACUGAAGAAAGUGUGUGGCGAUGAGGGAAACAGAGUGUACAGUAAAAUCACGGUGGCAAAAAACCAACUGGAGAAAAACAGAGGGGAGACAGAGCUCCAAGAAAUUAUGAAGCGUCGCCAGGAGAGGAUUGAUUCUGCUAAUUAAAAUCUAUCUGCUUUUUUUCAGCUAUUAGUCAUAGUAGUGCAGAAAAAGGGAACAAAAGCAAUGAUCCCCAGCCCAGACGAGAGAGAGCAGUGCUCCACACUUAGCAGUGUAAUUGCCAUCAAGUGACAAUUCCUUGAACACUGUUGAUAAGGAUAGACAUUAAGACCAUGUCCCGUUGGGAAAGGUGUUUUAAUAUUGCAUGAAGUUUUUUUUUUAUAUAUAUAUAUAUCUAUAUAUUUUAUACUGAAAUUGUAUGUGCAUGUGAUCAGAGUGGAUCAGAACUGACACGGCUCUGAAUGUAGGACAAUGGCUGGGCCUCGCAGAGCUUUUAACGUGCUUCUGGUCCCCUCGGCGGCACUGCUCAGGGACGGAGGGCAUGGCACGCCGCACAGAACAAGCCAGCCUGAAUGUUUAGAGUCUGGGCUAUGGAAAUAUGUCUUUUCCCUACCUUUUGUUUCCUUCUUGGUGGCAGAUAUCCCCUGCAGCCCACUAGUAAAGGCUCAGUGGCAGUUCAGUGCCCUUCCUGUCCCCCUGUGCCCUCUGGAAUUGCAACACACAUUACAUAAGACUGGGCUGCUUCUUUAAAUACACGUACCAGUUCGUGCUGCCUUUGAAUGGUGGAAAUAAGCUUUCAUUGCGUAAUACAGAGCAGGAUCUGAGUGACAACUGAAGUGAUUUUAAUCUGCAAAUAGGUGAGCUCAGCCUGAUCAUCCCCACUUACGCAGAGGCUGGGGCUCAGGACAGCUGCGCAGCCCUUCACCUUGGCACGAAGCCUGUAUCCGAAAGCUGCAGAAUUGCCAAAGCCAGGCCUCAGAUAAGAAGAAAAGCCCCCACCAUUUGCUCCCCACCUAGCCACACCCAAAGCCAUUUUCUGGGUAUUCAACACUCAGCCUCACCUUCACAUUUUCAUUGCAAAGAAUAAUCUAAGAUGCUUCCUAAAUAAGAAAACAAAACACAAUUGGAAAGGCUGUUUUAAUAUAAAAUAAAUAGCCACAAGGAAAAAAAUGCAAAAAAAGUUACCUGACUUAGUAGAUGCUGCUGUUCUUCAAUUCCUGUUUUUCUUAAUAAUGUUAUGUGCAUACGUAUAUACCUUUCUAGUGAAAUAUCCCCUUACUCUUACAAUCUAUAAAGAGAGAUGAGGAAAAAUAUUCCUGUCCAUAGAUAUAUAAUCAAGUGAUUGUGCAUCAAUAUUUUACUCAAAUUUUUAAAACUCAAGCAAGCAUUUAAUAGAUUUCCUGUCCACAGCAUGUUUGGCACACGGUAUUUAGGUCUACAUUUUAUUUACAAACUUGGUAAGAAUACACUAAAGCAAACACGUCUACAGGAAGUGCUCGAAGACUGGGAAGACUUCGCCUUUCUCUCAUUCACCUGUUUACUUUGGCUGAAUGGGGACUCAGGCCCAGACUCCACAAAGACUUACAAACCUACACGCGUGCUUUCCUUUGGGUGCUGUGAAAGGUCCCCACCUCCUUCACAGAGAACCCCGCGAAAGGCUAGGCACACAUCUAAGUCUUUGUAUAAUUUGGGCCUGCGCUUGCACAUUCAAUGAAACAAGGCUGUGCAGAUGCAAAACAGCAGUGGGGGAACAGGCAUCUAAAUCUGAGCAUACUGAUGCAUCUCUCAAUUUUGGUUAGUUCUUCCACCCAUGUUUCCAAUGGAUAAUAUAUUUUCCUUAAUAUUUAAAUAGCUAAUUGUUAGCACCAGCAGAAUUGGGGUGCAGGCAGGGAGCUUGAAGACGAGGAUUAUCUUUUCAGUCACAAUGCUGCUGGCUUACCACAGUGGCUGGAAUUUGCAAAGGGCACUCACCUGGUCAGGGAGGGAUGAUGAAGACAAUUCUCCUGAGAAGCCCUGGCUCCGGAUUUGGGUGGAGAUGGGAAGCAGGUGUGAAUACUGACAAACUAUUGGUGUUAUAAGCACAGGAAGCUGAAUCGUUUCUAAAAUGAAAAUAAAAACAAGUGGUGAGCUUGGGAAUAUGAUACCUUUCUUGUUUUUGUGUAUGAAGUUAAACAUAGAAUCACAUGGAAUUAUAGUUACUUGGGAUUUUAAUAGAAUUGUACACAACAGUUCUGUGAAACUAAGAGCCAGGGGAGCAUUUCGUAAAAUAAGAGUGUCAGUAAACCUUAUAGCAGGUCACUUUUAAAAAUUUCCUUAUGACUGAGCUGUGCAUCUGUUAUAUUUGUACCGUCUGCAGAUAAUGCUAUAAUGCACUGUACAUUAAUGUAAUUGAACGAAGGAUAAAAUGAUGUAACCAUGCACUAUAUAAGAUUUAUUAAAAUAGUUAAGUUAUACUUAUAA